Molecule: messenger RNA, 689 nt
Organism: Closterium sp. Naga37s-1
Lineage: Eukaryota; Viridiplantae; Streptophyta; Zygnematophyceae; Desmidiales; Closteriaceae
Source: the annotation of a GenBank genome assembly
AUGUUGUCAUUAGCUCUCGUCGCGACAGCCCCCAACGGUCUCGCGCACAGCGAGGGUUUGAGGAGCGACGGCGAAGGGAUAGGCAGCGGGAGCGAGGGAGCGAUGAGCGGGGAAGCAGGCGGCGAAAGAGUGGGGGGUGUAGGAAGCAACGGGAAGCGCGGUGGCGGGGAUGACAUCAGACGCGACUUGGACACGAGUGGCACGGUUGGACGCGGCUUUGAGCUGCAGGAUCCGCCGUCCAGCUUCGAUGCAUCUGUGGCGUGGCGCCACAUGCUGUACCGCACGGCUGACUCGUGCUGGAGCCAGCAGGAGCGACACCUGUACCACACGGCCAACACCGCCCCACCCUCCAACGCAUUCUUGAGCGCAGUGGAGGCCUUUGAGGCAAUGCAGAGGGAGUGCGUGGCGCAGGGAGGCGCAGAGCAGUGGGCGUGGGUGGGCAACAAAGGGAACUGGAGCAAGCACUUGCCACGUCAUGGGCCCGACAGGGAGCUAUGCCGCUACAUUCUGAUAGACGACGUAAAUCGAGGCGUGGGCAACAAGAUCACAGCAUACGUCACGGCGUUCAUCUUGGGUCUUCUCACCAACCGAGCCAUCAUCACACCACCAAGCGCCUUCCUCACUCGCCGCUUCUGCAACCCCUUCGCCCACGCCAACACCUCCUGGACUGUUGACUCGCACGCCUAUGA